AUGAAGUUCUUGCUUGUUUUGGCGGCCGUGGCGGCCCUGGCGGCGGCCCAGAGCAUCGAGGAGAUCGGCAACCGAGACAUCUCCACUGCCAUCCCGGAGAUUCUCAACAACAACUGCGGCCGGUGCAACCCCAAGCAAGCGUCCAACGCGCGCCUCGUCGUGGGCUUCCUGCAGAGGAACUACCCGCGCGUGUACACGGCCGUCGAGAACAAGUACCGCAAGGGAGGUCGGUCAGGCUGAGCAAACGGCCUGCAACCCCUCCCACGAUGCAAGGACGUGAGCGUGCUGCUCUGACAACGCCGAUAUUUGCUCGUUCUGCGCGGCACCACAUACGUCCCAAACCACGUCACCACAACACGGGCACUUCGUUUGAAAUGCCAGGCCAGAUGUCGCUGGCCGCAUGACAAACGACUAGCGCCUAGUGAGAAACGUUUUGAAAGAGGCGUACAGUGACAAUUUUCAACAAUGACGAACCAAAACUAACACGACGAAAAUAUAAAAUAAAAGUUGCAAUGUUUGGAAAAAAAUCUUCAUAUAUUUGUUUGAAUUACACAUAACAAGGUGAUGAUGGUAAUUAAUUUUACAUUGGUUAUCUGUUUGCAUUUGAAAUUCCCACUAAUAAGCGACGUAAUCUAGUGCAGGAACUUCCUUGUUUGAACACGCGUAGGCGGCGAAAAGUUCACCCAUGUCCUUGCAUCGGUUACCCCCUCCCCCAGCCGCCCAACGGCGGAGAGCCCAAUCGUCGGUCUUUGAGGAGCAGCUUCCUGUAUGAAUAUGAUGAGAGCAAUUAUUUAUAAAUCUUAGGCGAUACAAUCAUUGUCUGUUUCGCUGUUUGCGUUCGGCUUCAGGACAUGAAAUGUUAAAUCUUCUCUGAGAGAUGUCUCCUUUGUUGGAAGCAAGCGUUGUUCUAUGAUAUAAUAUGUUGUAUUUGUGUAAGAUAAUCCA
Molecule: messenger RNA, 945 nt
Organism: Gryllus bimaculatus (two-spotted cricket)
Lineage: Eukaryota; Metazoa; Arthropoda; Insecta; Orthoptera; Gryllidae
Source: the annotation of a GenBank genome assembly